AUGAGAAUUCUUCCCGGACUCUGGGCUUCAAGCUCUCUGUUUUCGCACGUGCUGGCGUUGACCAUCGGCGAAGUUAAUGGCAAACAUUACCUCUCACCAUACCAAGACAAAAAUGUCUCCGAUAUCAAAGGACUAGUCACCGCCAAAGGCAGCAGUGGCUUCUACCUACGCUCAAUGAGGCCCAACGCCGACAGUCCGGCUUCAGACUCCAUCUACGUCUAUGGGAAGUCGGCUGUGUCUCAGGUCUCCGUCGGGGACAUAAUCUCCCUAGACGGGAAAGUGUCCGAAUAUCGCUCAUCACAGUCCUAUGUCUACCUGACGGAGAUCAUCAGUCCAACAAACAUCGAGGUAGCGUCGCACGAUAACGAAGUCACCCCACUGGUGAUCGGACAGAAUGGGUUGGCACCGCCAACGGAGGAAUUCUCAGGUCUAGAUCACAAGAACGUGUUCGGGGUCCCGAACAAUGUCAGCCAGAUUUCCCACGAGAAUCCGACAGUGAAGCCAUCCAGAUAUGGAAUGGAUUUUUGGGAGAGUCUCAGUGGGGAGUUAGUUCAGCUGAAGGGAGUCCACGCCCUUACCAAGCCGAAUCAAUAUGGUGAUACCUGGGUACUGGGGGAUUGGGAUUCCACGGGAGGGAAUGAGCGAGGCGGGUUGACGAUGACCCCAAACGACGCAAACCCCGAGGCGAUUAUCAUCGGUUCACCAUUGGACGGAAGCAGUAAUCCCACAAACACCAAAAUAGGAGACACAAUUGACGACAUCACGGGAGUCAUAACCCAGGCUUAUGGGUACUACAGGCUGCUUCCGUUGACGGCCUUGACGGUAACUGGGUCGAACGAGACUGCAGCCAUGCCCACCACUCUAACCUCAAACGGGAGCUGUAGUGCAAUGGCGUUUGGCAGCUAUAACGUGGAAAAUCUGACUCCUAACUCAACGCACCUAUCGAAAAUCGCAGGACAUAUCGUGGAGUAUCUGAAGUGCCCGACUGUUAUGUUCCUCCAAGAGAUUCAGGAUAACAACGGGGCCACCAAUGACGGAGUCGUGUCGGCGAAUCGGACAUUGUCCACCCUUAUCCGUGAGAUCCAAAAGCAAGGGGGUAUCAAGUACGACUUUGUGAACAUUGACCCAGUGGACGGACGAGACGGCGGAGAGCCUGGGGGCAACAUCCGGGUAGCAUAUCUGUAUGAUCCGUCGGUAGUCCGACUGCGCAAUGCCAACCCGGGGUCCAGCACCGACGCUAACGAGGUAUUGUCCGGAGCGGAGCUCAAAUACAACCCCGGGUUGAUCGACCCGAGCAACAGUGCGUGGGCGGAUAGUCGCAAGCCGUUGGCCGCUGCGUGGGAGACCCUGGAAGGACAGGCCCGGUUUUUCACUGUCAAUGUGCACUUCACCAGCAAAGGCGGUGGGUCAUCUAUUGAAGGCGACGCUCGGCCCCCGGUCAAUGGUGGAAUCGACCAACGCAGCGCCCAAGCCAAAGUAGUCGGCAAUUUCAUCUCGGAAAUCUUAUCGGAGGACUCGAGUGCGAAGAUUAUUACGGCGGGGGAUUUCAACGAGUUUGCAUUUGCGCGUCCAUUGGAGGUGUUCUCGGCUGUGUCAGGGUUACAGGACCUGGACGAUGUGGCGGGCGUCUCGAAAACGGAAAGAUACACGUAUCUAUAUGACGCGAACUGUCAACAGCUUGACCAUAUGUAUGUGAGUGAUGCGUUGACGACGGAGGCGCAGAUCGAGCACAUUCACGUCAACACCUGGGUCGCGUAUGAGGAACAGGCCUCCGACCAUGACCCGACCGUGGCAUUAUUGAACGUCUGUGCCUGA
Aspergillus terreus NIH2624 is the source of this 1815-nucleotide messenger RNA. RefSeq names its product endonuclease/exonuclease/phosphatase family protein. Bases 1 to 1815 code for a protein of 604 amino acids. The record is from RefSeq and is a predicted model, not a curated record. The transcript has 4 exons. NCBI's taxonomy places the organism in Eukaryota, Fungi, Ascomycota, Eurotiomycetes, Eurotiales, Aspergillaceae. Gene Ontology annotation, molecular function: catalytic activity.